Messenger RNA from Sorghum bicolor (sorghum), 1297 nucleotides. Its product is annotated as transcription factor ILR3. Lineage: Eukaryota; Viridiplantae; Streptophyta; Magnoliopsida; Poales; Poaceae. Gene Ontology annotation, biological process: intracellular iron ion homeostasis; regulation of DNA-templated transcription. The coding region runs from base 280 to 1005 and encodes 241 amino acids. Gene Ontology annotation, molecular function: DNA-binding transcription factor activity; protein dimerization activity. The record is from RefSeq and is a predicted model, not a curated record. The transcript has 5 exons.
CCCAAGCGCCCGCGGCACCGUAUUCUAUUCGCCAAAAGCCAAGGGAUGGGGAGGGGGCCGUCCAAGUUGCGUGUUGUUUAGACGCGCCAAAAGGCAAAAAGGGUGGGAGGAGGAAGCGGCAGGGCUCCCGAGCACAAGCACGCCACGCGAUCCCCGCCGCUCCCCCGCACACGGCAAGCAACGCUCGAGGUCGAGGCUCGUGCUCGCCCCGCGCUACCCGCGAAAGAUCUGUGCUUGCUUCGCUCGCUUGUGGCGGGUCUCGCCGCUGCGUGGGUGCCGAUGAGCUGCACGGGGGCGGGGCAGGCCGGCGGCGGGUGGCUGCUCGAUUACGGGCUGGUGGAGGAGGAGAUCCAGGGCUCGGAGUUCAUGUACAUGGUCGACGACCCGGCCGUCUCCAGCGUGAUACUGGGGUUCGAUGCUCCCAGGAAGGACGACGGCGGCGUCCAGGACAACUCCGGCGCCAAGAAGAGAUCCCGGCCAGAGUCCAGCGCACCACCUGGCACCAAGGCUUGCCGUGAGAAGCUCCGGCGAGACAGGCUCAACGAAAGGUUCAACGAGCUCUGCGCCAUCUUGGAGCCCGGCAAGCCACCAAAGGCUGACAAAGUUGCCAUUCUAAGCGACGCUGCCCGUCUUCUGAACCAGCUGCGUACCGAGGCCCAGAAGCUUAAGCAAUCAAAUGAAUCACUCCAGGACUCCAUCAAGAGUCUCAAGGCUGAGAAGUCUGAGCUGCGAGAUGAGAAGACGAGGCUCAAGGCCGAGAGGGAGAGGCUGGAGCAGAUGCUCAAGGGCGUCAGCCACGCCGCAGUGGCGGCUCCAGCGCCCUUCGUCCCGCACCCUGCUGCUGCAGCCGCCGCUCCAUCUUUCCACCCGGCGGCGGCGUUUGCUCAGGCUGGUAAGUUCGUGCCGUACCCCAGCUACCCGCCGCCGGCUGCGUUCUGGCAGUGGAUACCGCCGACGUCCCUCGACACGACCAAGGACCCCGCACACUGGCCGCCGGUCGCCUAGUCGAUCUACCUACCAGCUCGCCAUGGCAUCAUUGAUCGGUGAUGCGUUGCCCGCCGUGUGUACUGAGCUUCUUGCUGUGUCGUAUAGAAUUUGACCAAAGCAUGCCUGGAGAACAACUUCGGGUGCUGAUUGUGUAGCAGUGUGUUAUGCUUGUGGACGUGGCGUGCUAAAAUUCAGGCGAUCAAGGCCGAUUGGAUAAGUCUAUGUAACAGCCAUAAUGCUAAAGCAAUGAAGGUGAUAAUAUAACUGAAUCAGACUAUUGUAGUAGUGUUUCCCGAGAUCAGUAGACAAA